Messenger RNA from Canariomyces notabilis, 3807 nucleotides. RefSeq lists its product as uncharacterized. The record is from RefSeq and is a predicted model, not a curated record. NCBI's taxonomy places the organism in Eukaryota, Fungi, Ascomycota, Sordariomycetes, Sordariales, Chaetomiaceae. The transcript has 3 exons. The coding region runs from base 1 to 3807 and encodes 1268 amino acids.
AUGGAUGUCAAUGAGGACACGCUCCCUGAGCUGCAGCCCAUCUUCACCCUGCUGAAUAGCCAUACCAAUAAGCUGUACCAUGAGGGCUAUUUCCUAAAGCUCGACGACCAGGACAUCCGGGGAAAGCCCAAUCCAGAUCGGACAUGGACCGAAUGCUUUGCCCAGCUGGUCGGCACUGUGCUUUCCCUGUGGGAUGCCGCAGAGCUGGACGCUGCAGGUGACCACGGGGAGGUGCUUCCCAAGUUCAUCAACUUGACGGAUGCAUCGAUCAAGAUGAUUGAGUCGCUUCCGACGAGAACUAACGACGAGCAGCCGCUGCAGAAUAUCUUAAGCAUUAGUACAGCCGGCCGGAACCGGUAUUUGCUUCACUUCAACUCACAUAAUUCGUUGGUCCAAUGGACCUCGGGGAUACGUCUGGCCAUGUUUGAGCACUCCACGCUCCAGGAGGCUUAUACGGGUGCCCUAAUCGCCGGAAAGGGGAAAACCUUGAACAACAUUAAUAUCAUCAUGGAGCGGGCGAGACUGCCGGUUCAGGAAUGGGUGCGUGUAAGAUUUGGCGCUGGCGUCCCCUGGCGGCGCUGCUGGUGCGUCAUCGAACCUCCGAGCGAGAAGGAAUACCAGAAGGCGCAAAAGGACUUCAAGAAGCGCUCUCCCUACGAUCGCUCGCACGUUCCUAUCUUGAAAGGCGAGAUUAAGUUCUUCGACUCGAAGAAGGAGGCCGAGAAAAAGAAGAAGCACCAACGACCAAUCGCAUCUAUUUCCGACGCUUACUCUGCUUACGCCAUCUACCCGCAGUCCAAGGCAUUGAUUGACGGCUCAACGCUCUUGAAAAUCGAGGGCGAGAUCGCGAUCCACUCUGACCCCCCCUCGACCACCGAAGGCUUUGUGUUCAUAAUGCCCGAAACUCCCCCCGCCGUGUCAGGUUUCGAAAUGCUGCUCCGAUUUCUCUUUCCAACGUGGGAUACAUUCGGCCUGUACGGCCGCCCUGGCCGCUUGGUCGCAAGCGUUCUUGAUCCGCGCUCGCUGAUGUUUGCAAUGCCAAAGCACAAGAAAUAUGGGUACCUUGAGAUUCUGGAUGUGAGCGGAUUGAUUUCGACUGACGGGAGCUCCUCUUGGUCCGAACGGGAGUGGCGGAAACGGCUGAAGGAACUGACAGGGCAACGCAUGACCGCCAUGGAAGAGGAGGCCGGGAGCCGGAGCACGAGUCGCAACGGCAAACGCCUAAGUCACGGUGUUCAAAAUUCGGCGUCAUCUCGGCCGAGGGUGGGGUUUGCCGAUGACGCGGGCUCUGUCCGUUCAUCCCGGUCAUUGUCGCUAUCGCGCCCUGGCUUACGCAACGACUCGGCUCCCCCGGAUCCGAACCGUGGACGGGCACCAUUUGAACCAACAGCACAUUCCAGGCACUCCCGCAACGCCUCGGAUACACAGGUAGGCGAGGCGUCCUCUCUUGGUUUUGACGCCUCCUCGUCACUCCCCUCUGCGAUGCGCCCCGCCGAGCGCGCUAGGACCUUUGCUAGUGACCUAACCUCCACCCCUGAGAGAGUGAGCUCCGAGGACGACAGCCCUGUGAGAGACACCGCAGUCAAUAAUUUCGGUGGGAUGCAGCGUAUGGAGACACCGGAACCAGUCAACGCACCGCCAGCGUUCUCUCAUGGUGCCGGCUCUCAGCCGCAGCAAAAGCCUGUUCCUUCGCCCGAAAUGCGCAGGCGGACUGCCCGUUUGUCAAGCAACACACUAUCACAACUUGCGAAAGCCGGAGGCCUGACGCCAGAUUCCUUUCCGGACGACUUCCUUGAAGGGCACCGUGAUGAUGGGAGCGAGGGUACCACACCAACGAAAACCGACCCACGAGGUCCAGCGGUACUGCCACAAGCCAGCGCCAACGCCUUGGGAAUGAAUGCUGAUAUAAAUGGAUCUCAUGAAGUUCUAACAUCGCCGAUAAAUGCCCGUCCCGGCCACGAUGCCCCCGGUCUACCCCGAGAGUCGCACAUGGAUCCAUCUAAGAAACAGCCCGGCUCAGCAGUGGGAGGAUUUGCGCGGGAUCUGGCUGCCAACCCUCCUCUUUCUUUCCGCCCUGAUCCCCACCACGGAGGUCCUCUACCAAAUGGCGGGCACCCAUCUCACGAUGGCCGCGACUUUCGGACGCGAGACAUGCAUAUGGGCUGCCCAACCCCCGCGGGCUUGGAAAGGCAUGCCCCUGGCCAGCCGAGAUUUCCACCUCCCGGCGCUCGUCGGACACCUUCCCCCGGCCGUCAGCAGCCCCCCCGUCUCCAAGGAGAUUCACCUCCCAUCAACAGGAAGCCUCUUCCGCCAAGGUCCACAAGCCUCAAACGCGGUGGGGAUGACGUCGUCUCCCCCGUAUCGCCGUAUUCACCGCCAAGUAAUUCUUUGCCGCUAAUUCCCGGACAACAACCCCGUGGGCCGGGUAGCGAGAGGGGCACGGACAAUACUCAUGACGAUAACGCUUCUACAACCAGCCCAGACUAUGCGAGUACGCGUCCAUCUAUAGAUACUCAAGAGUCUGUGGAUCGCCCCCGCGCCGGCGUGCUCAAGACUAUCGGGAGUGACACAGCAGACCUGCCCAGAGCCGCGACCGACAGAGAUUUCGACAUACCCGAGAUUAAUUUCGGACCGACAAUCAACUACGGCGCAACUGCCAUCACUGGGAAUAAAGUCUCGCCAUCACCCAACCCUUCGAAGGCUCGUCCGCAUACCCCCGGGCGAAAAUCCCCUGGACCUGCCACAGCGUACUCCCAUGCUCGUCAGGUAUCGGAAGAUACCAAUCGUCGAAGUGUUGUCUGGCAACCCGGGGUUGUUAUUGGGACAGCUACGAACAACAACGUAGUCUCCCCCGAGCAGUUUGUCCAACAGCGUGCGGCUGCUGCGCCUUUGUAUUCACAUCAGCGCAGCGCCUCGGGGAACACCGUGACGGAGUUCAGAGCCGGCACGCCCACCUCGCCUUACAAGCGUCCUGGCAGCCACUCUCGACAUAAUUCGGCCGAACUGCUCUCGUCCAGCCGCCCUGUUACCCCGAGUUCAGCGGCCGCCCUGUCAGGUGGCGAGAUGUCUUCACACCUGUCGGCUCGGGAACAAGAACACGUCGCGCGUAUCACUGGCAGCCCUUUGGUCGCGUUUGCUGGAAUUAAGGGCCCCUCGCCAACCCAAGGCGGUCUCGUUGGGGCGAUCGAGGCAAGGGAGCGCGAGAGGGCGCAGAUGAGGCAGGGUAUAGGAGGCCAGGCAGUCGCGCAGGCUAUUGACCAGAGACAGCGGGAACAACACCAGCAGGCGCAACGAGCGGCGCAGGCUGCCUAUGCCCAGCAACAGGGUCAUUUCGUUGCCCACCAGAUUCCGACUGGCCCACAGAGCCCCGUGAACAUGGGGAUGCCGCCUGGCGGGGCGCCUUCGUUGUACGGCCCAGCCAUGACAGGUAAGAAUCCUCGCAGCAUGAGUCCCGGCCCUGGCAUGAUGAGCCCGACACGGCCUGGUCAGGGCUUCCAGCCAGGACCCGGCUAUGGGCCUCCGCCGCUACGACCGCAAAUGAUGCCUCCACAAGGCUCGUUUAAUAACAACGGUCCUGCAGGUAUCCCAGGGCUUGCGCAAGGAGGGGGUUGGAACAUGGCCAACGCGCAGCAGUGGCAGGGCCCGUUACCGUCGCCAGUGGGCAUGGGCCGUGGAGGUCUGGGUUCACGACCACAAACGCCCGGGUUUCAGCUGCCGCCUCAGGGUCAUUAUUCGCCUGUGGGAUCACCGGGCGGACCGCGGCCGGGAACACCGGGUCGAAUGCAAUACCAAGGCCAGGCUUUCUAG